ACGAACCUAGGUCCACGGAUACCUGCAAGAAUUACACAAUCCAGACCUCACAAAAAUUUCACAAUAUAGAAGAAAAUAAGUCUAGAACUACAGAAAGAAUCAGUCUAUUUUAGGAACACUCGAUUACGACGAAAUUGAUUCCAGAAUAUCAUAAGAACGCACAAGGAAAAUUGUCUUAAUUUGAUUGGACAAAUUCAAAGUUCGUGUAACCUGAUUGGAUUACAUCAUUCACAUAUUCAACCACUGUUGAGUUUCCAUAGCAGAAGAAAACAACUAAUACCUCUGGUAUACGAAAUUUUUCCAUAAUAAUCUGAUGUAGCAGAGAAUGGCGAAAAGUACAGUAUUUCUGAGCUUUCUGGUAUUACUGUGUAGCAGAUAUGUUGAGUCUGAUUUGUUUUAUGAUGUGCUGAACACGGUGGACCCAUGUGAGGCAUAUUGUGAGAAGACAUAUCCCGGAAAUUCAGUUCCCAAUGUAAAAUAUGGAUCAUGCUGUCGGCAAGGCUGCAGGUUUUUUACUCUAAUACAUCUGAUUGAUGACAAGGAAAAUUCAGACUUGAACAGUACCAAAGAUGCCUGUCAAGCAUCUUGCAUGGAAGCGUAUAGCCACACCAAGGAUCGGUAUGGAUGUAAUCUUGGCUGUGCAAGUAUGGCUAAGCAGAAGAAAGUGGACUCUCUGGUAGCACAAAUUAGCUGGUCACUUUAUGUUGAGGAUGGUAACAGUGUCCUGAUGCUACAACCUGCAGGUGACUUUGAACCAGAUGAUGUCCUGACAGAUCCGGGAUUAAAGCGCCAACUUGAACGCAGUUGGGGCUUUGGAAAUGGGGACAGCAAUGGCAAAGUUGAUCAGAGCACUGGUCGUUUACCCAAAACACACGUGAAAACAAUGCCACCAGAAGAGUAUGCACUUGGCGCUGUGAGAGAUCAACAUUUUUUGGAAACAGCUCGUAGCUUUGGAGGUGACUGGUUGGAUUGUGCAGCUCGUAAAUCAGGUCUGCCACGUCUGCUUGUAGCAGGUGCUAUCACAUUUGCGGUUCUACUAGCAUUGUGGCUCUGCUUGGCUCCUGAAAGACGAACCAGCAAGCUGGAGUCCUUUCCAGUCCUGGAUGAACCUGAAGACCCAUUUGACUGUCCACCUAAAUAUUCGCUUCACAUAGAUAAAGUGUAAAAUAAAAGAGUUUGAUGGCUUUAUAAUGAAUACCCAGAAGAUCACCAUCACACCAAGUGACGACUGUGAAAACAAGGAUCUGCACAUGUGAGGUGUACAGAAGAGAACAAUAAUUUAUUACAUAUAUUCACAUAUUUCUCUUAAAUCUCAGUGUGAUUCUCAUCUUAUCAUAAUAUCACUCCUUAUUACAAAUAAAAUAAUUUUUUGCUCAUUACGAAAAUAUUUGUGUGUUUACAUCGAAGAUAAAAUGUAAUACAUCAAUCGCUUGCAAACCUUUUAGGUUAUGUUUCUAUAAAAUAUUGUGACUGGCAAGACCAAAGCAUUGUGGGAAACUGGGGAUUAGAGGAAACUGUGGCACAAGUGUCUUGGAAAGUAAAGAGGUGCAGUACAAUGGCAGUCUAGAUGGUAGUAUACUGAUACAAAUGAAUAACAAUCAGAUAAUGUUAAUUGGGUGCCUUGGUGUAGAAGCCAUCUUCCUCCCCCCCCUCCACAUAUAUACCAAAAUUAAAAAUAGUGGAUACAUAAACCCGAAUACCAUGGUUGGCAAAACUGGAUACAGAUGGAAAAUUGCAAAUCCUUGAACUCUGCAUCAGGCAUUGGCUAGCUCUGCAUUUGACUAAUGAGGUUAGGACUUACGUAGGAUAAAUUGGACGUUCAAAAUAAUGGUUUAUAUCAAUAAAAUUUUACUACAAUUGCAAGGAAUGGUGCACAGCAGCCCUCUGCAAUGUGAGAUUGUUUCUGAAACAUUAUCUUGAUUAUAUGACUUGUAAGUAAUGCUGUGCUUAUUUGUCAUCACUAUUACUCACGUGUCCUAGCAGAAAAAAAACAUAUCUGUGGUUAAUUGAAUAUAAUCUGAUCUGUUAAAUUCAAAAUAGUAAAUGGUGUUUAACAGAACACAUUCCUUACAUGUGAACCACUAGCUUAGAUACUGCAGUCAUGUUUGGGAAUAUUCUGAAUAGAUGUGUGUGGGUCAUUAUAUAAACAUCUUUCAGUUGCAUCUCCCACUCAACUAUGUAUAUCACAAGUUGAUUCAUGGAAGGUAUAUGGCACCAGCUGACCAAUUACACAGUGAUAUUGUAACGUGUUUUGUUACUGAUUACGCCGUUCGGAUUGUUAACUGGUUUAUUUAACAGCCUACAAUACUC
Messenger RNA from Cryptotermes secundus, 2310 nucleotides. RefSeq names its product transmembrane protein 59. The transcript has 7 exons. Bases 326 to 1165 code for a protein of 279 amino acids. The record is from RefSeq and is a predicted model, not a curated record. Lineage: Eukaryota; Metazoa; Arthropoda; Insecta; Blattodea; Kalotermitidae.